AUGCCAGGCGCCCACAUGCUGGCGCCGGCGUCUCCGCGCUCGGACGCCGCCAGCGGCCACGACACGGACACACCGGGGACCUCGACUCGCGCCAAGCGCAAGUUCUCGCACACGACGGUGGAGCAGCGCCAGUGUCUGCUCGAGUGGCUCGAGCUGCCCGGCAACUUCGAGCUGCUCACCAAGCCCUCCGGCUCCUCCAGCUCCAAUACCGGUACAACCCCCACCACCACCCACGCCAUCGCCAACGCCAACCUCAACGCGCCCAAGAAGCUCAAGAAGAUCGACGGCUACCGGUCGCUGGCCCAGUACAUGAACCGCGUGGCACACACCCAGUGGACGGACAAGACGGCGCGCAGCCGCUUCGAGAGCCUCAUCGCGGCCUUCCGCAAGGCCAAGCGCGAGGACUCGCACAAGCUGCAGUCCGUCUACCAGCGGCUCGACGCGCUCUACUGCAGCCCCGAGGGGGACGCCCCUGCCGGUGAGACGCGGUUUCGGUCUGAGAGUCUCGGCCAGAGGUCCGAGAGCAGCAGGUCCCCACACAGCGACGUGAACGUGAGCUUCAGCGAGCUCAAGACCUUCGUGAACGAGGAGCAGAGAGCCAUGUCGCCCCCCAGGCGGAGAGCCAGGUACAUGGACGAGAGCGUCUUCGUCACGUCCACGCCGACGUUGACUGCCGAGGUGGGCGCCGAGGAGAGCGUCACGCCCGCGCCCUUGGAGCCUCCAACCACCGCCACGACGACGACGACGUCCAUGAGCUCGCAGACGUUGGAGACGGUGUCGAUGAGUGCGCAGACAGCGACGUCGGUGGAGCCUUCGGCUUUGACCGCCACGUCGAGUGUGCAGCUGGACCAGGCGGCCAUGCUGGAGAGCCAGCGACUCGCCGUCCGGCAACAGGAGCUCGAGCUCAAGCAGAGCGAGCUGCGGGCUCGACAGGAGGAGAACAGACACAAACUGCGCGCCGAAGUGCUGACGAGGCUGGUCGAGGCGGGCAAGUCGCCGGCCGAAGUGCGCGAGUACCUGGCCAUCAUGGACCCCGUGGAAACCCCAAUACAGCCUCCGCCGACGCGCCGCUGA
Molecule: messenger RNA, 1074 nt
Organism: Phytophthora sojae
Lineage: Eukaryota; Oomycota; Peronosporomycetes; Peronosporales; Peronosporaceae
Exons: 1
Coding region: 1-1074 (357 amino acids)
Source: RefSeq, a predicted model, not a curated record